AUGUCAGACCCCAAGCCAUUGUUCGUCGUUCUUGGUGUUGGAAAUGGUCAAGGAACCGGUGGGGCUACAGCCCGUCUCUUCGCAAAACAAGGUUACCGUGUAGCGCUCAUGGGCCGCGACCCGGAACGCCUCCAGAAGUUUGCCAACGAGCUCAAUGCGAGCGGCGGAGAGGCGGCCGCGUUCCCUGCCGCGUCUUACGGCUUCGAGGACGUCCUCGCGGCCUUCGCCCUCAUCCUCACAUACGCCUGGCCGUCGGGCGGACCGUCGGAGCUGCGCGUCGCGCUGCACAACGCCGGGUACGCCGGACCGCGCAAAGGCCUCAUGGACGUCACCGCUGCGCAGCUGCACGACCUGGCGGAGGUGAACGUGCACGCCGCGUUCGCGUUCGCCCGUGCGUCGAUCGAGGCGUUCCGCACGAACGCGCUCGAUGCGCGCGGCAAGCGCGGCACGCUGCUCUUCACGGGCGCGACGGGCAGCCUGCGCGGGAACACGACGACGGCGGCGUUCAGCGCGGGCAAGUUCGCGCUGCGGAGCUUGAGCCAGAGCCUGAACAAGGAGUUCGGGAAGGAGAACAUUCAUGUUGCGCAUGUUGUCUGCGACGGUCCGAUCAUGACCGACCUCCAGCUGGAGCGCUUGCCCAAGGAGUUCACCAAGGACUGGGGAACCAACGCUGACAUACGCUUGAGCGCAGCUAGCAUUGCUGAUGCCUAUUGGUACUUGACCAACCAGGAUCGCUCAGCCUGGACAUGGGAGCUCGAUGUUCGCUCGGCUCAUGAGAAGUGGUAG
Epithele typhae is the source of this 786-nucleotide messenger RNA. Its product is annotated as NAD(P)-binding protein. The transcript is spliced from 9 exons. The record is from RefSeq and is a predicted model, not a curated record. Bases 1 to 786 code for a protein of 261 amino acids. NCBI's taxonomy places the organism in Eukaryota, Fungi, Basidiomycota, Agaricomycetes, Polyporales, Epitheliaceae.